AUGGCACCGUCAGCCAUCCAACCACCACCCGCUCUUGACGCCCGUCGUGAAGUGACCAAACUCACCAAAGAACCGCUGCCCGCAGGGCUGGUUCGUAUCCCCCCUUCAAAGCUCGAUCUCCGCUCCGACGAUGAGAUCGCAGCGCUCCUGCAAACCCGCCGGCCCAUCGUCUCGGACAAGAAUGUCUGGGCAUUCUGGCACACGGGCUUCCAGGCGAUGCAGCCCUGGAACAGACGCAACAUCAUCAACUGGACUCGCCGCCUCGGGCCGGAAUGGACAGUCCACGUAGUCGACCGCGUGGACGGGUCGCCCACAAACAUCUUCAACUACGUCGACAAGUCGCCGCAGUGGUUCCCGCGCGCGUUCCUCGAGAACACGAUGGACGGGCCGAGCGUGGGCCCGCACUCGGGCGAUCUCGUGCGGCUGCCCCUGCUCUGGCUGUACGGGGGCGUCUGGAUGGACGCCGGCACGCUGCUGUUCCGACACAUCGAGGACAUUUGCUGGCGGGAGAUUGAGGAUCCGGCCAGCCCGUACGAGAUGGCCGGGUUCAUCAUCGAGAUGCGGCCCGAGAUCGACACCAUGCUCAACGGCUUCAUCGCGACGAAGCGGCACAACGACUUUGUCAGGAAGUGGCACGAGAUCUACCUUGAGCUGUGGCGUGGCGAGAAUCAGGAAGGAGGAGGAGGCCACAAGACCAACGCCGCCGGCUUCCACAAGCACCCCCUCCUUGCCCACCUGCCGCUGCUCAAGCCGCCAGUCGACAAGCUCAACUGCCCAGACUUGAACGUCAUGACCGAGGCGUUUAAUGACUACCUCGCCCACUUCUUGUGCUUCGAGAGACUUCGUACUCUCGUCGACGAUGGCAAGGACGCCAGUGGACAAGACAAGUUCGAUGGGCCAGAGUACUACGCCAAGAAAAUGUGGUUCGCCCCUGCAAUGCAGGAGCUCUGGGCCUUCCAGCAGCAAACUGGGUGGUCAGGCACGCGGCAAUUCGAGCUCCUCAACACACACCGAGACAAUAAAGCCCAGGAGAAGGACGACCUGUGGACCCAGGCAGAGUCGUUCGUGCACGAGGCCCUCGCCAACACGGCGACCAUGAAGCUCUCCCACGGCCCCGCGGGCGCACUGGACUCGUUCCUCGCGGACCUGUGGGACUCGGAGGAGCAUCAGGACAAGGAUAUCGCCGAGGGCACGUUUGCGGCGUACUUGCGCUAUGGCAGUGUCCACUAUGAUCAGAUCAGGGUCAUUGAGCCGGUUAAGCCGAGAACUGCAGGGGAAUAUACCUUGCACGCAGGUUAUCUCGAGCCCAAGACAAUGUGA
This is a messenger RNA of Microdochium trichocladiopsis, 1320 nucleotides long. Its product is annotated as glycosyltransferase. The coding region runs from base 1 to 1320 and encodes 439 amino acids. The record is from RefSeq and is a predicted model, not a curated record. The transcript is spliced from 2 exons. NCBI's taxonomy places the organism in Eukaryota, Fungi, Ascomycota, Sordariomycetes, Xylariales, Microdochiaceae. Gene Ontology annotation, molecular function: glycosyltransferase activity.